Messenger RNA from Triticum urartu, 409 nucleotides. Its product is annotated as putative glutaredoxin-C2. Lineage: Eukaryota; Viridiplantae; Streptophyta; Magnoliopsida; Poales; Poaceae. The record is from RefSeq and is a predicted model, not a curated record.
UCGUAGAGAAAUAGUUUGCAAGUUGAGCAAUGGCGGAGAGGGUGAGGCGGCUGGCGUCGCAGCGCGCGGUGGUCAUCUUCGGGGCGAGCAACUGCUGCAUGUGCCACGCGGUGAAGACGCUCUUCACGGAGAUGGGCGUGAGCUGGACGGUGCACGAGCUGGACAAGGACCCCCGCGGGAAGGACGUUGAGAGGGCGCUCGCCGGCAUGGUUGGCCAGAACCCACCUGUGCCGGCCGUCUUCAUCGGCGGCGCGCUCGUCGGCCCCACCGACAAGGUCAUGUCGCUGCACCUCGGCGGCCAGCUCGUGCCGCUCCUCCGCCAAGCCGGCGCUCUCUGGCUCUGAACUUCUGAAGAAUUAAGGACAGCAGUGGCUAAUGCGUACGUGCGGCUACAUAAUUUUGGAAAGGU